AUGAGCGUCAACGACACGACGCGGGACUUCCAUCACCCGUACGAGCCUUAUGGCAUCCAGAAACAGUUUAUGAGUGCGGUGUAUGAUUGUCUAGAGGAUGGUAAAGUCGGUAUCUUUGAAUCACCGACGGGAACAGGCAAAUCUUUGAGUUUGAUUUGCGGAUCACUGACGUGGUUGCGUGAACACAAACGCCGCACUUUUGAAGAUGGCUUCCAGAUCGAAUCGGCACAUAAUGAUGACCCACCCUGGAUGCUUGAGCAUGCCCGCAACCAACGAAAGCAGGAAGCCUUUCGGCGUCGGGAGGAGCUCAAUGAAAGGCUAGCAAAGGUUAAAGCCAAAGAGGAACGCGCCAAAGAACGCGCCGCAGUAACAAACCACACUCAGAAACGACGAAAGGUCGGCUCUGAUGAUGCUAAUAAUGGGGAUCUCGAGACACAAUUCGCGUUGGACGACUACGAGUCUGACCAAGACACCGCUGGCAAUGCGAGACAUAGCGGAUUUGGCAAUUCCGGUCUCUCUGCAGAGACACAAGCGUUGAUGGACACGCUAGGAUAUGCUUCCAGCGCGACAAAGGCCGAAGACGGAGAGAUGCCAGACGAGAUAAAGAUAUUCUUCUGCUCGCGAACACAUUCGCAAUUGACACAGUUUUCAAGCGAAUUAUCCAGGGUCAAGUUACCUCCUGCUAUAACGAUGGACCAAGGUCCCAAUGGCAACAGCACUGACGAAACUAUGGAGGAUGUGAAACAUCUGACCCUUGGUUCGAGAAAAAACCUUUGUAUCAAUCCUAAAGUCAGUCGACUAGGCAAUGCAACAGCGAUCAACGAACGGUGUCUCGAGUUGCAGCAGGCUACGUCAAACGACUCCAGAUGCUUUGCCAUGCCCACGAAGGAUAGCGAAGUGUCGUUGAUCGAGUUUCGUGACAACGCGCUUGCGAAGAUCAGGGAUAUCGAGGACUUGGGAACCCUUGGUAAGCAGUUGGGCGUCUGCCCUUAUUACGCUUCUCGGCCAGUCAUCAAAUUUUGUGAGAUUGUUACUUUACCGUAUCCAUUACUUCUGCAAAGAUCCGCUCGUGAGGCGCUGGGUCUUUCACUGAAGGAUCACAUUGUCAUCAUCGAUGAAGCGCAUAACUUAAUGGACGCUAUAGCCGGGAUCUAUUCCGCUUCAGUAACCCUGUCUCAAGUGCAGCAAGCUCGAGUUCAGCUUACAGUGUAUCUACAAAGGUUCAGAAAUCGCCUGAAGGGUAAGAAUCGUGUGUAUGUUGCGCAGAUCAUCCGCAUUCUUGAUUCAAUCAUCGUGUAUCUGCAGUCGCUAAGUACAACUUCAAAAGCGAGCGACGGUUUGGCCGACAUGGGCUCCAUCAUGUCUGGUAAAGGCGUCGACCAAAUAAACAUCUUCAAGCUCAACUUAUACCUUCAAGAGAGCAAGUUGGCGCGAAAAGUCGAUGGCUACACGGCGUAUACAGAAGAGAAUGGCCAGGAACCGUCAAGCUCAAAUCGAAAAGACGAGCCAACCAAAACUCCGCGACACACCGUGCCAGUGCUCAUGCAUGUACAGACUUUCCUUUUGUCGUUGAUGAAUCCUUCAGCGGAGGGCCGGUUCUUCUACUCGAAAGAAGAUGGAGGCGAGCUAAGCUUGCGGUACCUGCUUCUGGAUCCUACAUAUCAUUUCCAAGACAUUGUAGAAGAUGCAAGAGCUGUAGUACUUGCUGGUGGAACAAUGUCACCUAUGAGCGACUACGAGCAUCAUCUUCUUCCAUAUCUUCCUUCCGAGAAGAUACAGACAUUGUCAUGUGGCCAUGUCAUACCACCAUUCAACCUACUAGCAGCACCGAUUACAAAGGCCUUCAACGGCCUGGAGUUCGAUUUUACAUUUGAGAGUCGCAACAAAGACAGUACUAUCAUCAAUCUUGGAAAUACAAUUCUAAGAAUAGCUGGACACGUUCCUGACGGGCUAGUCGUCUUCUUCCCGAGUUACGCCUACUUGGACACCUGCAUUGCGUUGUGGAAGCGUCCUUCCACUCAGCACCAGAAGUCAACAUUUUGGGAGCAGCUCACGCAAAAAAAGCCUAUCUUUCUGGAGCAGCGGAGUGAUCAACAGUCUGGUAGCAAAUCCAAUGAAUCAAAAGAGGCAGCUGUAGACUCCGUUUUGACUUCGUACAGUGCAGCUGUCGCAUCAGGCAACGGGCGGGGUGCACUGCUUUUUGCCGUUAUCGGCGGGACACUUUCAGAAGGUAUCAACUUCAGUGAUGCUCUGGGUCGUGGUGUUAUUGUCGUUGGCUUGCCUUUUCCCAACCCACAUUCAGCCGAGUGGAAAGCCAAGCUGCAAUACAUCACGUCAAAGGAGAACGCACGAGGAGGAAACGGAAAGGCUGCAGCAAGGGAUUUUUACGAGAAUGCCUGCAUGCGUGCCGUCAAUCAGUGCGUGGGUCGUGCGAUUCGACACAAAGGCGACUACGCUGCUAUCAUGAUGCUGGACAAGAGAUAUAGUGGUGAGCGCAUUCAGAGCAAGCUACCGAAAUGGAUCAGAGGAAGCUUGACCCCAGUGCUCGGUGUGCAGGACAUGGAGAAGGCACUCGACAAGUUCUUUGCCGUAAAACGGUGA
Molecule: messenger RNA, 2601 nt
Organism: Boeremia exigua
Lineage: Eukaryota; Fungi; Ascomycota; Dothideomycetes; Pleosporales; Didymellaceae
Product: helicase C-terminal domain-containing protein
Exons: 4
Coding region: 1-2601 (866 amino acids)
Biological process (GO): establishment of sister chromatid cohesion; nucleobase-containing compound metabolic process
Cellular component (GO): nucleus
Molecular function (GO): DNA binding; hydrolase activity, acting on acid anhydrides, in phosphorus-containing anhydrides; ATP binding
Source: RefSeq, a predicted model, not a curated record